Molecule: messenger RNA, 1580 nt
Organism: Danio rerio (zebrafish)
Lineage: Eukaryota; Metazoa; Chordata; Actinopteri; Cypriniformes; Danionidae
Source: RefSeq, a predicted model, not a curated record
CACAAAGAAACAGACAUUCUCACACUCCAGUUAAAAUGUAGAUUAAAAACGUGUCUUAAAUGUGUUAUUAAUUAAAUGUGUGUCAUUCCUUUAUAAACGAUUACUGAAUGCUGCUGCCCUCUAAUGGUGGCAAAGUUUCCUACACGUUUCCUUUGUGUCACUGUAAGCAAAAAAAAACUUUAAAAAAGUUUUGAUAAUCUCUGUAAAGAAACAGUAUGUACAUACGUGCAAUAUGCAAUAUACAUGCGUUUAAAUGACUGUCUUAUAAGUAGUUCGUAUCUUUAAGGCUUCCUUAAGCAGGAUAACAUUUUACCUCAGUGAGUGAUUUCUCACACACACACUGACGCUAGUGGGAGGUUUCAAUUCAAGUCAACUCAAACCGGGACUCAACGGGACCCACAAGCGCACUUUAAAACCGCACGAGCCCGGGACGCUGCUCACUUUACGAUGAUUUUAGUCAAAUUCGUGUGCGCGAUCAUAACCAGGUCAUUGUUCAUCCUGGUCUCUCUCAUCGGCGUCUGGAGAGUGAAAACGGUGAAAAAUGACAACAUGUACUGGUUACUUACCAUCCUUUACCUUCCUCUGGUCGUGGAGAUGAUCAUCACUUUAAAACGAAGGAAAGGGCAAGACUACAAAUGGUUUUCUCCAGCCAUCCUCCUCUUCCUCAUCAGUAUUAUUCCAUCUAUAUGGAUUCUGGAGUUACACCAUCAGGAGAACAAAGCCAGUGACCCACAGUGUAGGAAACUGGACUCUUGGGACAAUGUCAAGAGCAUAUUACCAUCUAACGGCACUAUGGGCAAUGCAACACUAAAGUAUCUGGAGAGCAUGCUGACCUCCGUCUGUGCGAAUGACUGGAUCCUUGCCCUUCAUCAGGUUCUACUCAUUCUACUCAUCCUUGGAAAGUGGCUCCUUCCAUUAGGGGGCGGAGUAACACGUGACGAGUUGUCACAGCUUCUGCUCAUCUUUGUGGGCACGGCAGCAGACAUUCUGGAAUUCACCAGCGAAACUCUGUCUGAUGUCAAGGAGAACAACCAUCAGCUGGUGUAUAUAAUCUUGGCAGUGUGGACGUGGAGCAUGUUACAGUUUCCUUUGCACCUCGCAGUUGUGACGUCCCGCCCAGAGAACACAGAUGAGCCCAAAGGUGGAGACGGCUGCUGUAACCUGAUCUUGUCGAGACACAGCACAGACAUUUGGAACAUCGUAGAGAGUUUGUUCAUCCAGGACGGGCCGUUUCUGGUAGUGCGUUUGAUUGUGAUGAUAUACUUUGAUGUUUUCCACCAGAUGCUGGUCUUCUUCGCUAUUAAGAACUUUCUAGUGGUGGUUCUCAACCUUUACAGGCUCAUCGUCAUCUGUCAGGACUUUAGACCAAAACCACCAUCAUCAUCUUCCUCUGUCCCGAUCUGAGGAAGGAGGAGUUCAAAAUUACCUUUUAACUUCUAAAAUACUGAUAGAGAUGCAUCCUUAUGGCUUUCAAACAGGAGUUUUAUUGUCUUCUUUUUGUUUUUUUAAUAUUUUUUAUGUUUAGUUUAUCAAAUUAAAUAGAACGUAGAAAUGCUUCACUAGCUAGCCCAACUUUUAUA